Messenger RNA from Orbilia oligospora ATCC 24927, 852 nucleotides. RefSeq lists its product as uncharacterized. Gene Ontology annotation, biological process: sphingolipid biosynthetic process; inositol phosphoceramide metabolic process. Gene Ontology annotation, cellular component: inositol phosphoceramide synthase complex. The transcript is spliced from 2 exons. The record is from RefSeq and is a predicted model, not a curated record. Gene Ontology annotation, molecular function: inositol phosphoceramide synthase activity. Bases 1 to 852 code for a protein of 283 amino acids. Lineage: Eukaryota; Fungi; Ascomycota; Orbiliomycetes; Orbiliales; Orbiliaceae.
AUGACUAGCAGCAGUAGUAGCACCACCAGUACUACCAAGUACUUUGCAUCUUUCAAAGAUGCUGCCUCCUCUCCGACAUUAUUCUCUCCAAAAAUCGCCAUACACUGGCCUUCGGUUCCCAUGGGUGCUGUUAUCCCACACAGGUUCAGGAGAAAAAUAAGGUCGACACUCAGGAGCGGAUCCUCACCAGCUUCAUCUUUGGCUCGACUCCAGACUUCCAUUGACCCUGCAGACACAUUGAAGGCUCUUCGGUCGCAUCAAUGGUCAUUCUACGAUGCUCAGUAUCUCAUCAUAAUCGUCGUCGGACUCUUCUGCUUCUCUGUCAUCGAAGUUCCCGGUCCUCUCCUGAAAACUUUGAUAGCUACGCUCCUUCUAUCCUCUCUCACAAUCCCUCUCACGAGACAGUUCUUCUUGCCGCUUCUUCCGGUCUUGACCUAUCUUAUCUUGUUCUACUCCUGCAAGUUUAUCCCAGCCGAAUGGAGACCCCAUAUUUGGGUUCGCGUGCUCCCUGCCCUAGAAAACAUCGUAUACGGAGCAAAUUUGAGCAAUAUUCUGUCCAAGCAUCAGAACGCUUUUCUUGAUAUUCUCGCAUGGAUUCCGUACGGAAUUUUGCACUUUACCACCCCAUUCAUUACCGCCGCCGUCAUGUUCAUUUUUGGAGGCCCCGGAAGUUUGCCGGUUUACUCGCGAACAUUCGGAUACAUGAAUGCUUUGGGUGUCGCGACCCAGCUUGUGUUCCCAAAUGCUCCACCAUGUUUGUCCACCACCACCCCUAAAUACACAAAAUCAAUCUCAUCGAUGCUAAUUUGGUCGUUUAGGGUACGAGAACAAGUAUGGUCUUGCUCCUGCUAA